Messenger RNA from Paramormyrops kingsleyae, 6422 nucleotides. Lineage: Eukaryota; Metazoa; Chordata; Actinopteri; Osteoglossiformes; Mormyridae. The record is from RefSeq and is a predicted model, not a curated record.
CGGGAGAGAGCUAACACGUCGUGUCAUUUAGUUUGUAGACUACUUCUGUAAUCGCUACCACGACUCAAAAGCACUUGUGAUGUACAAACUGUGCACUAUCUGUCAAAGUAACAUUAACUUCCAUAUUAAAUUCUUUAAACAAAUCAUAAUGCAUGAGACAACUGAUGGUAAUUAAUUAGCUCCAUUACGAAAGCGGUUGCGCAUAUUACACCAAUCUAAUCCUGUUGGGUUGAAAAAUGUCCUGUUGACAGUGCAGUGACGAAGAGGCGUGUCGGCACUUGGGACCAAAGUCAAAGACAGAGACUCGGAGAGCGAAGCCCAGUCCGGCCAGCCGCGGCUAAACAGCGACGAGCGCGCUGGGGAUCCGCAAAACAGAUGCAUACUACAUAAACUCCUUCGCUUUUUAUAAGUCUUCACCACAAUCAGAACAGAGGGAAGGAGAGACAGAGAGAGAAGGAGAGACAGAGUGAAAGAUUCUCAGGCACCGGGUCCACUGCCUCUCUGGGCUUAUGCAGACCGGGCGAGGAAGGUCAGCGGGACGCAACCUGAUCAGCACCCGGGAGCUGGAGGGACGUGGCACUGGCGCAUGCACUGGGUCUUAGCAGGGCAUGCAUGGUGCUGCCUUUUUAUUUCCAGGCAGCUGAGGCCCGUGAAGAGAGCGAGCAGGUGUGUGUGAAGAUGUGGCUGCAUCUCGCCCUCCUCUGGAUGUUCUUCUACGCCCCCCGGCUCUGGGGGCUGCCCUUCAAGUCCGACCUGGAGCUGGACGUCACCCCCAGGAUCACCGUGCCCUUCAGCGGGCUGCUGGGAUGCCGGCGCUUUGGUUCCAGUUGGGCGCGUAACUACAGCACGCUGCUGCUGGAGGACAGCGAGGCCGUGCUCUACGUGGGCGCGCGCGAGGUGCUCUACGCCCUGGACGCCCGCAACAUCUCUGCUCCCGGCGGCAACCAGUCUAUCCGCUGGGAGGCUUCAGCUGGACAGAAGCAGCAGUGUGUGAACAAAGGGCGAGACAAUCAGGUGUGUGUGUGUGUGUGUGUGUGUGUGUGUCCUGUGCUUGAAUCCCAGGCUGAGGGGGCGAUAUGUGUGGUUCCAGAGGCCGACUUUGUGGGAUCCGCCAUGCUGCGGGAGAGCAUCAACAGCUCCAUUGGGGAUGAUGACAAGAUCUACUUUUUCUUCACGGAGAGGAGUCAGGAGCAGACGGCCUACUACAGCCAGACCAGAGUGGCCAGGGUGGCUCGCGUGUGUAAGGGGGACUGGGGGGGCCAGCGCACCCUGCAGAAGAAGUGGACCUCCUUCCUGAAGGCUCGGCUGCUGUGCUCCAUCCCCGACUACGAGUUCCACCUCAAUGUGCUGCGUGACGUCUUCGUCAUGGAGGCCCCAGGACAGGCCUCCCAGGACAGCAUCUUCUACGGCAUCUUCGGCCUGGAGUGGAAAAAUGUGAAAACGUCUGCAGUGUGCCGCUAUUCCAUCAAGGAAGUGCAGAACGCCUUCGACGGGCCCUACAUGGAGAAUGAGGACUCCAAGUGGACGGAAUACAGAGGGAAUGUUCCGGAACCACGACCCGGCUCGUGCAUCACGGAUGCAUUCAGGGCGAAGGGCAUCAACUCCUCGCGCGACCUUCCGGACGACGUGCUUAACUUCGUACGCAGACACCCGCUGGUGUCCCAGCACAUCCGCCCCAUGGAAAAUCGCCCCCUGCUGGUCAAGAGGAGGGUCAGCUACACCCAGAUUGCUGUGCUCAGGGUGGCCGCGCUGGACGGUCAACAGUACGAUCUGCUUUUCAUCGGGACAGAUGAUGGCUGGUUGCACAGGGCCGUAGAGGUCAGAGGUCAGGUGCACAUCACUGAGGAGCUGCAGCUCUUUCAGAAGCCCCAGCCGGUCGAGAAGAUCGUGAUCUCACAGGCACAGAGGAGCGUCUACGUGGGCUCCCCCUCCGCUGUCCUCCAGCUGCCCCUCUCCACGUGCGGACGCUACUCCUCCUGCUAUGACUGUGUUUUCGCUCGGGACCCCCUGUGUGCUUGGGAUGGGGCCGCCUGCGUAGAGGUGCAGUCCCGUGCAGACAGGUCCAGCCUUGUCCAGGACGUCACUGAAGGGAACCGGGGCUGUGGAAACCCCAAGGAGGAUGACUCCACAAUCCGCCGCAAGCGCUCCGUCAUGUCCGGCGACGAUGUGCUCCUGCAGUGCGAGCUGCGCUCCAACCUGGCGACGCCGCAGUGGACGAUGGACGGCCGCGAGCUGCAGGGCUACGGGCUGGACUCGGGCUACCGGGUUGGGACUGACGGGCUGCUGUUGAUUGGUGCCCGACCCGAGCAGAGCGGUCGCUACAUCUGCCUGGCCGCAGAGAACGGGCUGCGCAUCCCGGUGGCCAUCUACGCCGUGUGGGUCCGGCCGGGCCCAGGAGAGCCCACAUCCCUGCCAGACCCACCCACCGAACAGCCACUGCCCUCGCCGCCCGCACCGCUGCCACAGACCUUCCGGAACAUGGAGACACUCUAUAUCUCGCUGGUGGCCAUCCUGGGCGGCCUGUGCCUCGUGCUGACCACCGUGCUCCUCUAUGUGUCCUUCUGCGCCGUGGCGGGUCCACACAGGGGCAAGCGGCUGAGUCACCAGCAGGGCGGCGCCGAGCGCAAGCGCAGCUCCCACCUGGAGCUCAAGACCAUCUCCAGCCGCUGCAACGGCAAGUGGGAGGAGGCUGAGGACAGCGGGGCCGAGGGCAGCACCGGCGGUGGCUUCCUGCAGAUCGUCCCCGGCGAGGGUCAGCUAUCUCCUGGUAAGGAGCCGCCCCUCCCCGAGGCUCCGCCCCUGCCGGCACCUCCGCCCCUGCCGGCCUCGGAAUACGCCAACGGGCUGUCAGCGACGCUGCCCAGCGUCCUGCGCAAGAUGAACGGGAACAGCUAUAUGCUCCUGAGGCAGGCCGACCCUGAGAGCACGUCGCCGCUCUACCACUCCUUCACCGAGGAGCUGAACCGUAUCCUGGAAAAGAGGAAGCACACCCAGCUGGUGACCAGCCAGCCGGACGAGAGUUCUGUGUAGCGCCCCUUAGUUGUGGGGUGGACUAACUGCUCCCUUUUUUAAGCCGUUGGCCACCUGGCGAAUAGGGUGGUACUAGAUGGCUGACACACCCAGAGCUUUUUGCAGCUUUCCGCCAUCUUGUUGACCCAUGCAACACACACACACACACACACACACACACACACAAUGGCGCUAAAAUAAUACAUAAAAAUGCUCCGACAUUUAUCCUGCAAACACAAAUCUACCUCAGCAGACCCCAGGCGGGGGCACAUUGACUCACAGACGCCCCCCCAAAGUCCCAGGAUCCUUUGCAGCAGAGCUUGACCCUUUGACACUGAAGGAGCCACACAGGUGUCUGACGGUGCCAGAAAUGUUACCUGUCAUGAUUCUCUGUCCUGCCCCCAUGGAACUUUCAUGUAAAUAAUGGCGGGACGGAGAGCAAGGCCGAUGGGACGGGCCGGUCAGGGUGCAAGUGGAAGUCUCCGGAUGUCAGUAUUAGCCUUCUAUGAGGGCCUCGUCGGAGCCCUGUGAGGGAGACCACCUUCACAAUAUGGGCAGAACUGUGUGUGGGGGGGGGGCGUUGCCAGGACUUGAUUGGCAUACGGCUGUGGGAUUCAUAGAUCGGACAAGCAGGGAGGGUGGGGGCGAGUGAUGCCUGUGAUGGAGCUGGUCCCACCGGGUCCAGCUGGGUCCAAAGCAGCCAGUUGGUGUAUCUCUAUGGGAGCUACAGGCCCAGGGCAGGAAGUGUCAAGGAGGAGAGACAAGGGGGGGGGGGGCAUCAGCAGGCUCUGAGGUGUGUCAUCCGGACAGAACCUGCGUGCACCGGACAGGAAUGGGCUGGAUAGGUUGCCAUGGCAACGAAGACCAGCGAUAUGGAGAAGCUGGUCUGAAGCGUGAGCAAAGUCCGCACAGGUCCGGACCCACCUCCCGCUGCGUGGAACAUAUCGCUUGUCGUUAGACGUUGCUGCUUCUGGGCUGGACUCAGAGCAAGUGACCGCUCCGGGGGGAAACUUCCAGAAAUGCGACUCCCCCCCCACCCCCCCAAAACGCCCACGUUUAGUCAUGUGGAAAAGGCCACACCUGUAUGAACGUUCUGGGAGGAUCGCAUUCCCUUGUCACCUUAUUCCUGCAAUAAUCACAACUGCCACAUUUUUGAGGAAUGCAAACUGUCAACAUCAUAAGAACCACGUAGAACUUUGCCGCGAAAUUUGCACUAUUAGUCUGCCGUAAGGACUGGCUUAGGCUCUUCUGUUGCAGAACACUGUUCUCCUCGCUUUUCAUUUUCUCCGGUUCCACCGUCAGGUACCAUAUUUUACAUGUGACGGUGGCUUGAAGCAGAACAAUAGCGUGAGAUUUCCUAGCAAGACUGCUGCAGUGACGACUGUGGUCUUCAAAGGGCAUGAAGUGCGGCGUUGCAUGAAACCCCGGGGAAAAAGCUUGGUUGGACAAACUGAAUCAACCAGCUGCAUUCUGGGAAGGGGAUCUAAGCAGUCUGGCUAAACGUUUUUUCCACUGGGUUCCAUCCAUGCUGUGUUGGUUCUUGACUAAUCCCAAUGUAAACAAGGCAUUCCAUAGACCCCCAGCCCCCUGCCUACUGGUUCAUCCCUGUUUCAUAACAGAAUACCCUUCCGCUUGGCUGUUUCAACUCCACACCAUUUUCACAGCAGUAUCAGAGCCCCUCCCCCUCCCCUGAUUGGCUGACUUGACAAGGCCCAUAUUCCAUAGGGCACUUUGUCAGGGCUACCCAUCAUGCCUUUGGGUCUCGCCAGGGUAGUGUCGUAAGAGUGACCCUUCGCGCUCUAUUUGCACACAUGGGCCGUGCAGUGGACGUGACGCAGCGUGUUUGUUUAGGAAACGCCUUCAUGCGCAGAGGUUCUACUGGCAGAACUCCACACCUGAAAGUUUACCGAAGCGAGUCAUGCUGACCGUGUCUGGCGGUGACAGGUAACGCCCUUAAUCCCGCGGAUGUCAAGAAGUGGCGGGAAGGAAUCGAGGGACCAAAGCAGAGGAAUGACAGCGCCGUGUGUUUCGUGUGAGCAGAUAAUCCCAGAUAUUUACGUCCAGCUAAACAUCCUGAUUGAAUACAUGACGAAGCCUUAGUGCAGUGACUGUUGUGGCAUGGUCCCAGGUGGGGGUGGGGGGUCCGCAGGCCAGAUCAGCAGGAGGCCACACACGUCAUGCUAAGCUAUGUUUCUGGGUCUUUCACGCACGAUCUUGAACUCCUCAUGCAAGUUAAAUGAGCACACACCUCACGUGCAGUACACCCAUAGGGGGCGCUGUCUCCACAGGAUGAAUUAUCAGGCAGAUAUGCUACAAAUCAGGUCCUGCAGCUAACAAUAGUGGUUAACUUGGAUUAAAUGCACUGCUUUGUGACUCCUGAAAACACUGCACGGCUUCAGCGGAUCGUCGCCUCCAGGCACAGUACAGAACUGUAUUUACUUUUAUUUUCACUGUAUUAUCGAUUGCGUUUCUUGUUCCGACUUACCUACAAAUUCGACUUAGAGACAGACUUCAGGAGUGGAUCUCGUUUGUAACCUGGGGAUUGCCUGUACUAAAAAAGUUAAUACUGAAACGAUAACCGGACAUGAUACUGAUCUCUGUGACACGAGCCUCCCUUUGAGCAGAGACGGCAUUGCCCAUCCGCGACCCUGCGGGUGACCGGGUCCCUUUUGGCCGUCUCUGUCCCCUCUGCGUUUGGCUCGUCCACAGAGGACAUCGCUCUGUCGGGUCCGGCCGACACGCAGCGUGUAAACGGUCUUGGCGCUGCACCAGCUGCAGGGUCUAUCCUGCCAGUCGCGGUGCCCGUUUGCCGGAGGUCAGGUCCUGCCAGGAUGGGCCGCUCCCCAGCUGGUGUGCUCACCACAGGCGGGUCAGGGUUCUGCUAACGUCACGAUUGUGACAAGACCAGUUGCUGCCCACGUCAGGGUGCUGCAGGAGCCUUUGGAUUUGCACCAGUUCUGAUCCCAAACCUUCAAAAUAAACCCUGGAAAAUGAGGCUGUAAGUUCAGGUGAGAUUAUAAGUGCCUGCCCCCCCCCCACACCACCCCACACCACCCCAGCAUCGUUUUGUGCCAGUACCUCUCCAACACCACGCCAUCGCUCUUGUCAGUUGGUCUCCCAGUUGGUCUCUCAGUUGGUGUGGCACGAGGUCGAGGCGUUUGAGGACGAGGCAUACAGCAGAAGAUGGAGGGGAUUGGAGUCACAUGUGACGACAGUAUUAUUUACACCUUUGAUCUUUCUAGUAACUUCUUUCUCAUUUGGACUAAUUGUCUGCCUAUUUUAUAAACGUCCUGAGGUGUUUCUGCUUCUCCUAACAGGGCCGUGAUGUUCCAAUAUGGCUCCCCUGUGAGGAGAAACAUGUUCUCAAAUGUGUAAAUGUUUUCAAGUAAAAAAAAAAAAAAGAUGAUAAAAAA